GAAUCAUCCAUUUUGUCUUUAUAACUUUAUACUUUCAAUGGCUCGUAUCACUCGACCCCUCAUAUCUCUCUCCCCACUAGACCCCGACACCCGCCUCUUCCUCUUCGAAACCUACGUCGAUUCUCUCGCCGUCCCAUCUUCGGCGUUUUGCGACGUCCUGCUUCUCAGCCGAGACAUACACGACAAGUACCUCCCACGACUAUACUCAAGCAUCCUCCUGGGGGCAGAACGAAGCCGCGAAUUCUGUAUUGCCUUGGCUACCGCCUUGAAGAAACCCUUCGUCCUCUAUAACGAAAUCUACCCUUCUCCAUCAUGGUACGAAGACCAGCGCGUCCUAUACCCUUUCGACGCCCGACCUACUCGCAGAAAGCCUUUUACGCUGGUGCGAAAGCUCACCAUAGAUCAUACGGUCGGCCUCGAAAAGCUCGAGUACCUCCAGCAUAGCGUGAGAGAUCAUGUUGCGGCGAACAAGAAGCUCACGAUGCUCGGGGCGAGUAUCCGUCUCUUCCCUAACCUUCGGUGGCUCGUAUUCCUGCAAGGCGCCUCGGAGAUUCCCCCAGGCCGACCAGAAAAGACGUUUCAACAGCUACUGCGGUAUAAACUCUUCUCUUCCAGCCUGGCGCCUUCCCAUAUCUGCCUCACUACGCCAAACACAGACGAGAGCGAUUGGAUCAUCAGUGCUCUCAGCGUCUGUAUGCUUCAAGGCUCGCACGUGUACGACACCCUCUGUUUACACGGAUAUCGAGGGUACCGGAUGAGGACGAUGGGAGUGAAUCGGAUGGAGAAUCUGAGGAUAUGGAUGGACGAGCCGUGGGAUGAAUCAGAUCGGAGGAGAAUGGCCGAAGAGCAUGCUGAGGAGAUUUUGUCGCUUAUGGCCUGUUUGGUUGAUAGUGCGCAGGAGUCUGACUGGCCCUUACCAUUGCCGCUCAAAACGAUAGAGAUAUACGGCUCUUUUGCAAGUCAGUCGACGGUGGAGAGAAUGAUUCGGGCUUCGUUUUCGUCAGAGCCGGCAUGGCUGAGAAACCUUGAAGUUCAUGGAUAUGGGGAGGUCGAAGCUGUAUGCGAGGGAUGCGGGAUGGGAGCACGGUCAAGAUGGGACGAGCUUCCGACUAAACAGAGGGAGCAGAUUGACAGCUAAUGCGGCAACUGGCUCUGUUCCGUCCAGGCAUGUGUACCAAACACAAGCGGUAGUAUGCAACAAUGGUACGACCAAUCCUAGAGAGACUCUGCCACGGGGACGGGCGGGAUGACUUUCCUUUACUCAGGAUGGACUGGUAGAAGACGGACCCUACAGCUGUCGAUGGGAGUACUCGUGAGCUUGGAAAGAGCAGACAAGCUUAGUAUGUUGGGGACUGAUGAAGACUGUAAGGGGUGAGGGAGGAGAAGAUUAAGCCUUUGUACAGUGAAGAAAAGACCAAGAUCGAGGAUUCAUUCCCCUUUACACAUAUAUACGGUUUUCAGGGUCAAGUGCAAUAUAAGCUUGUUAGUCAAUGACAGUCGAAGACAGUCGGCUACACUGUCUAGCACGUGGGUUGUGCGAUGACAGUGGCUUCUGCUGAACUCUGGGUGAAAGGCUCUACGCUCAGGAGUCCGAAGGCCG
Molecule: messenger RNA, 1600 nt
Organism: Cryptococcus amylolentus CBS 6039
Lineage: Eukaryota; Fungi; Basidiomycota; Tremellomycetes; Tremellales; Cryptococcaceae
Exons: 3
Coding region: 38-1138 (366 amino acids)
Source: RefSeq, a predicted model, not a curated record